CGGCAACGUGGCCGCGGGAGGAAGUUUCCGCAAGUUUGUCCUCUCAUUGCGGGGCCCGGCCAGCGACCCGGCCGGCCGAGCUGCCCAGGCCUCCCCGCCGGGCAGGCGAAGUCGGAGUCGGGGAGGACGAAGGCGCCCCGAGUCCCAGAGCGACGCGGCUUUGUCGGCUUUGCUCUCUCUCUCUGCUCCCCCAUCGCCUUCGGGGCGCGCCGCGAGGAGGCUCGAACUCGGACAGAAGAGGACUGGGAGGCUUCGGGGUCCCCGGGGCUGCCCCUCCCGGGCACAGACCGCCCCCCCCCCGGGCCAGAGAGCCACCUAGACUGUCUCCCCCCGGGACGAUGGCGGGGUGCCGGACCCCCCGGGAUUAUAACGGUGCGGAGGACCCCCCACGCCCCCGCGCCCUGUGGGGGCUGCUGAUCUGGACUCUGCUGGCCCUGCGCGGGAUCCCCCCGGCCGGAGCGCAAGACGACGUGGCCCCCUACUUCAAGACGGAGCCGGUGCGGACUCAGGUGCACCUGGAGGGAAACCGCCUGGUGCUCACGUGCAUGGCCGAGGGCAGCUGGCCGCUGGAGUUCAAGUGGCUGCACAACAGCCGGGAGCUGACCAAGUUCUCCCUGGAGUACAGGUACAUGAUCACCAGCCUGGACCGCACCCACGCCGGCUUCUACCGCUGCAUCGUGCGCAACCGGAUGGGAGCCCUGCUGCAGAGGCAGACCGAGGUGCAGGUGGCCUACAUGGGCAGCUUCGAGGAGGGCGAGAAGCGCCAGAGCGUGUCCCACGGAGAAGCCGCCGUCGUCCGCGCCCCCCGCAUCGCCAGCUUCCCGCGGCCACAGGUGACCUGGUUCCGGGACGGCCGCAAGAUCCCGCCCAGCAGCCGCAUAGCCAUCACCCUGGAGAACACGCUGGUCAUCCUGUCCACGGUGGCCCCGGACGCCGGCCGCUACUACGUGCAGGCGGUGAACGACAAGAACGGGGACAACAAGACCAGCCAGCCCAUCACGCUCGCCGUGGAGAAUGUCGGGGGCCCCGCAGACCCCAUCGCUCCCACCAUCAUCAUCCCUCCCAAGAACACCAGCGUGGUGGCCGGGACCUCAGAGGUGACCAUGGAGUGCGUGGCCAACGCCAGGCCCCUGAUCAAGCUGCACAUCCUCUGGAGGAAGGACGGGGUGCUGCUGUCCGGCGGCAUCAGCGACUACAACCGCCGGCUCACCAUCCCCAGCCCCACGGGCAGCGACGCCGGCUUCUACGAGUGCGAGGCCGUGCUGCGCGGCAGCAGCGUCCCCUCCGUGGUCCGCGGAGCCUACCUGUCCGUGCUGGAGCCGCCUCAGUUCCUCAGGGAGCCGGAGAGACACAUCACGGCGGAGAUGGAGAAGGUGGUGGACAUCCCCUGCCGAGCCAAAGGCGUGCCCCCGCCCGCCAUCACCUGGUACAAGGACGCGGCGGCGGUGGAGGUGGCCAGGCCGGGCCGCAUCCGGCAGCGCGGGGACGGGGGCCUGCAGAUCAGCGGGCUGGUGCCCGACGACACCGGCAUGUUCCAGUGCUUCGCCCGCAACGCGGCCGGAGAGGCACAGACGUCCACCUACCUGGCCGUCACCAGCAUCGCCCCCAACAUCACGCGGGGCCCCCUGGACAGCACGGUGAUCGACGGCAUGUCCGUGGUGCUGGCCUGCGAGACGUCGGGGGCCCCGCGGCCCGCCAUCACCUGGCAGAAAGGGGAGCGCAUCCUGGCCAGCGGUUCCGUCCAGCUGCCCCGCUUCACGCUCCUGGAGUCGGGCAGCCUGCUGGUCAGCCCCGCCCGCCUCUCCGACGCCGGCACCUACACCUGCCUGGCCACCAACUCCCGGGGCGUGGACGAGGCCUCGGCGGACCUGGUCGUGUGGGCCCGGACCCGCAUCACCAGGCCGCCCCAGGACCAGAGCGUCAUCAAGGGCACCCAGGCCUCCAUGGUGUGCGGCGUGACCCACGACCCCCGGGUGACCAUCAGGUACGUGUGGGAGAAGGACGGGGCCGCCCUGGGCGUGGAGAGCACCCCCCGCGUCCGGCUGGACAAGAACGGCUCCCUGCACAUCGCCCAGACCUGGUCGGGGGACAUCGGCACCUACACCUGCCGCGUGUUCUCCGCCGGCGGCAACGACUCGCGCAGCGCCCACCUGCGGGUCAGGCAGCUGCCCCACGCGCCCGAGCGCCCAGUGGCCACGCUGAGCGCCGCGGAGAGGAGGGCCAUCAACCUGACGUGGGCCAAGCCCUUCGACGGCAACAGCCCGCUGCUCCGCUACAUGCUGGAGAUGUCGGAGAACAACGCCCCGUGGGCCGUGCUCCUGGCCAGCGUGGACCCCGAGGCCACCUCGGUGGUGGUCAAGGGCUUGGUCCCCGCGCGCUCCUACCAGUUCCGCCUCUGCGCCGUCAACGACGUGGGCAAAGGCCAGUUCAGCAAGGACACGGAGAGGGUCUCGCUCCCCGAGGAGCCGCCCACCGCCCCACCGCAGAACGUCAUCGCCAGCGGCCGCACCAACCAGUCCAUCAUGAUCCAGUGGCAGCCGCCCCCCGAGAACCACCAGAACGGCCUCCUCAAGGGCUACAUCAUCAGGUACUGCCUGGCCGGGCUGCCGGUCGGGUACCAGUUCAAGAACAUCACGGACGCCGAGGUCAACAACCUGCUGCUGGAGGACCUCAUCAUCUGGACCAACUACGAGAUCGAGGUGGCCGCCUACAACAGCGCGGGGCUGGGCGUCUACAGCGGCAAAGUCACCGAGUGGACGCUGCAGGGAGUCCCCACCGUCCCUCCGGGCAACGUGCACGCAGAAGCCACCAACUCCACGACCAUCCGCUUCACCUGGAACGCCCCCAGCCCCCAGUUCAUCAACGGCAUCAACCAGGGCUACAAGCUGAUCGCCUGGGAGCCGGAGCAGGAGGAGGAGGUUACCAUGGUGACCGCCCGACCCAACUUUCAAGACAGCAUCCACGUGGGCUUCGUGUCGGGCCUGAAGAAGUUCACGGAGUACUUCACGUCCGUGCUGUGCUUCACCACGCCCGGGGACGGGCCCCGCAGCAGCCCGCAGCUGGUGCGCACCCUCGAGGACGUGCCUGGGCCUGUGGGGCACCUGAGCUUCAGUGACAUCCUGGACACCUCGCUGAAGGUCAGCUGGCAGGAGCCGGGGGAGAAGAACGGAAUCCUCGCAGGGUACCGGAUCUCCUGGGAGGAGUUCAACCGCACCAACACCCGCGUGACCCACUACCUGCCCAACGUGACCCUGGAGUACCGCGUGACCGGCCUCACCGCGCUCACCACCUACACCAUCGAGGUGGCCGCCAUGACCGCCAAGGGCCAGGGCCAGGUGUCCGCCUCCACCAUCUCCUCCGGGGUGCCCCCAGAACUCCCCGGCCCCCCCACCAACUUGGGCAUCUCCAACAUCGGCCCCCGCUCCGUGACCUUGCAGUUCAAGCCGGGCUACGACGGGAAGACCUCCAUCUCCCGCUGGCUGGUGGAGGCCCAGGUGGGCGUGGUCGGGGAGGGAGAGGAGUGGCUGCUGGUGCACCAGCUCGCCAACGAGCCCGACGCCCGCUCCAUGGAGGUGCCCGACCUCAACCCCUUCACCCACUACAGCUUCCGCAUGCGCCAGGUGAACAUCGUGGGCACCAGCCCUCCCAGCCAGCCUUCCAGAAAGAUCCAGACCCUCCAGGCGCCCCCCGACAUGGCCCCGGCCAACGUGACCCUGCGCACGGCCAGCGAGACCAGCCUGUGGCUCCGCUGGACGCCGCUCCCGGAGAUGGAGUACAACGGGAACCCCGAGUCGGUGGGCUACAAGAUCAAGUACAGCCGGGCGGACGGCCGCGGCAAGGUGCUGAGCCACAUGGUCCCCGACCGGGUGGAGCGGGAGCACACCAUCGAGGACCUGGAGGAGUGGACGGAGUACCGUGUGCAGGUGCAGGCCUUCAACGCCAUCGGGAGCGGGCCCUGGAGCCCCGCGGUGAUGGGCCGGACGCGGGAGUCAGUCCCCUCCUCGGGGCCCGCCAACGUGUCGGCGCUGACCACCACCUCCAGCAGCAUGCUGGUGCGCUGGAGCCCCGUCCCCGAGGCCGAGCGCAACGGGCUGGUGCUGGGCUACAAGGUGCUGUACCGGGAGAAGGACUCGGACCCGCAGCCCCGGGUCUGGCUGGUGGAAGGGAACGCGUCCCUCAGCGUCCAGCUCGCGGGCCUGGGCAAGUACGUGCUCUACGAGGUCCAGGUGCUGGCCUUCACCCGCGUCGGGGACGGCCGCCCCAGCCGGCCCCCCGUCCUGGAGCGGACGCUGGACGACGUCCCGGGACCACCCACGGGCAUCCUGUUCCCCGAGGUGAGGACCACGUCGGUGCGGCUGAUCUGGCAGCCCCCCGCGGCGCCCAAUGGCAUCAUUCUCGCUUACCAGGUCACACACCGGCUCAACGCCACCACCGCCAACACGGCCUCCGUGGAAGUGCUGGCACCCAGCGCCCGCCAGUACACGGCCGCCGGCCUCAAGCCCGAGGCGGUCUACCUGUUCCGCAUCAGCGCCCAGACCCGCAAGGGCUGGGGAGAGGCGGCCGAGGCCCUGGUGGUGACCACCGAGAAGAGAGCCCGCCCGCAGCCCCCCAGCAGGCCCGCGGUGCGGCAGGAGGACGUGCGGGCGCGCAGCGUGCUGCUGUCCUGGGAGCCGGGCAGCGACGGGCUGUCCCCCGUGCGCUACUCCUCCGUGCAGGCCCGCGAGCUGCCGGCCGGCCGCUGGGCGCCGCACACCGCCUCCGUGAGCCACAGCGCCUCCGCCUGCGUGGUGGACAGGCUCAAGCCCUUCACGUCCUACAAGUUCCGAGUGAAGGCGACCAACGACAUCGGGGACAGUGAGUUCAGCGAGGAGUCGGAGCCGCUGACCACCCUGCAGGCCGCCCCUGACGAAGCGCCCACCAUUGUCUCAGUGACCCCCCACACCACCACCUCCGUGCUGAUCCGCUGGCAGCCUCCGGCCGAGGACAAGAUCAACGGCAUCCUCCUGGGCUUCCGGGUCCGGUACCGGGAGCUGCCGUACGAAGGCCUGAGGGGCUUCACGCUGCGUGGCGUCAACAACCCGGGGGCCAGGUGGACGGAGCUGACCUCCUUGUUCUCCGUGCGGAACCUGAGCCGGCCCGGCCUCACGCAGUACGAGCUGGACAACCUGAACAAGCACCGGCGCUACGAGAUCCGCAUGACGGUGUACAACGCCGUGGGCGAGGGGCCCCUGAGCGCCCCCCAGGAGGUCUUCGUGGGGGAGGCCGUGCCCACGAUGGCGCCCCGCAACGUGGCCGUCCACGGCCCCACGGCCACGCAGCUGGACGUGACGUGGGAGCCUCCCCCGCCGGAGAGCCAGAACGGAGACAUCCAGGGCUACAAGAUUUACUUCUGGGAGGCCCAGCGGCAGAACCUCACUGAGCGCGUGAAGACGCUCUUCCUGGCGGAGACCGGCGUGAAGCUCAAGAACCUGACGGGCUACACCGCCUACAUGGUCAGCGUGGCGGCCUUCAACGCCGCGGGGGAGGGGCCCCGCAGCACCCCCACCCGCGGCCAGACCCAGCAAGCAGCCCCCAGCGCUCCCAGCUCGGUCAAGUUCAGCGAGCUGACCACCACCUCGGUGAACGUGUCCUGGGAGGCCCCGCGGUUCCCCAACGGCGUCCUGGAGGGCUACCGGCUGGUGUAUGAGCCCUGCACCCCAGUGGACGGUGUCAGCAAGAUCGUGACGGUGGACGUGAAGGGGAACAGCCCCCUGUGGCUGAAGGUGAAGGACCUGGCGGAGGGCAUGACCUACCGGUUCCGCAUCCGAGCCAAGACCUUCACCUACGGGCCCGAGAUCGAGGCCAACGUCACCACGGGCCCCGGCGAAGGUGCCCCGGGACCGCCUGGAGUGCCCAUCAUCGUGCGGUACAGCUCCGCCAUCGCCAUCCACUGGUCCAGCGGCGACCCCGGCAAAGGGCCCGUCACCCGCUACGUCCUCGAGGCCAGGCCCUCAGACGAGGGGCUGUGGGACAUCCUCAUCAAAGACAUCCCCAAGGAGGUGACCUCCUACACGUUCAGCAUGGACAUCCUGAAGCCGGGCGUGAGCUACGACUUCCGGGUCAUCGCGGUCAACGACUACGGCUUCGGCACCCCCAGCAGCCCCUCCCAGUCCGUGCCAGCCCAGAAAACCAGCCCGUUCUACGAGGAGUGGUGGUUCCUGGUGGUGGUCGCCCUGGUCGGCCUCAUCUUCAUCCUGCUCCUGGUCUUCGUGCUCAUCAUCCGGGGCCAGAGCAAGAAGUACGCCAAGAAGACAGACUCGGGGAGCGGUGCCAAGGCUGGUGCCCUGGGCCACGGGGAGAUGAUGAGCUUGGACGAAAGCAGUUUCCCUGCCCUGGAGCUCAAUAACCGGCGCCUCUCCGUCAAGAACUCCUUCUGCCGGAAGAACGGCCUGUACACCAGGUCUCCGCCCCGGCCGAGCCCAGGCAGCCUGCACUACUCGGACGAAGAUGUCACCAAGUACAACGACCUCAUCCAGGCCGAGAGCAGCAGCCUGACCGAGAAGCCCUCGGAGGUCUCCGACUCUCAGGGAAGCGACAGCGAGUACGAGGUCGACCCGAACCACCAGAAGGCUCACUCCUUCGUCAACCACUACAUCAGCGACCCCACCUACUACAACUCAUGGCGGCGGCAGCAGAAGGGCAUCUCGCGGGCCCAGGCCUACAGCUACACGGAGAGCGAGUCGGGGGAGCCGGACCACGCCGCCACGGCCAACAGCGGCGGCCUCCAGCAGGGCAGCCUCUUCCGGCCCAAGGCCAGUCGGACCCCAACGCCUCAUAACCCCCCGAACCCCCCGAGCCAGCAGAGCACCCUCUACCGCCCCCCCAGCAGCCUGGCCCCCGGCGCCCGAGCUCCCAUCGCGGGGUUUUCAUCGUUCGUUUGACGCCCGAGGAGGAACCAGAGAGACGGCACCGGACUCCCCUGCCUGAGGACAGAAACACCAGGAAACCAAGGCAACGGUUCACCUCCUGAGUUUAUCUCUCUGGAGACCCCGGGGCCAGCAGGGCCGGAGGGGGGGGGGGCGGGGGGAGAGAAGAAAGCCAGCCACCGUCCAUCAGCCCCGUGACUGCGGGCGGGUGCAGAACGGGGGGAGCAGCCGGGUGCCCGGGAGUGGGUGGGGCCCCUGGAGAGAUCGGGAGAAGAAGCAGCGGGCCAGAGGUCUGCGAGGCUCAGGCCUGGCCGAGGGGAGAAGCUUCUGGAGGCCUGACUGGCUGCCCCGCAUCGGGCAUGUGCUGGAGCGCAGGGCCCUCGGCCGGCUGGUGCUAUGCAAGGCUGGGUGUCCCUGGGCACAGCUCCCCUCCUCUCUCUUCACCCAGCACUGCCACGUGGGUCCCUGUAGCUAGAGGGCACUGCCGCCCCCUGCCGCCCCCUGCCUGGUCUUCCCCUCACUGCCCCCUCCUCACCCUCACUGCACCCCCCCUCAGCCUUCCCCACCCCCCUCGCUCUGCUUCCCCAUCAAACAUUUGGAAGGUGAGAAUUCGCCUAACUAGCUCCUUGCUCCUAACAUGCUUUUUGUUAAACCUCGGAGAGGGCUCCUCGGGGUGCAGGAGAGCCCUCUUCCCCCAGCCCAGCCACCCCUUUACUUGGAUUCGCUUUCCGGAGCGCAGGCGAGCGGGGAUGGCCUCCGGGACAGAGUAGGGGCCAGGGCGGGGCAUCAGCGGGGUGAUAGGGAGAAACGCAGGAGGUCGGGAAUGUACGGAGGUCGCUGUGAUGUCACUCUUCCUUCCACUUUAGGUACCAUCUUCCCCCCUACCCCCCUCACUCCCGACCCUGAGGAAGAGAGCGAGGGAACCCCUUGGCCGAGGAAAUUGUGCUUGCCUGGGGCUGGGGGUGAGGGUGGGCGAGGGAGACCCUGCAGACAGCUGUCUCCUGGACAGACACCUUCCUCCCGUCACACCUGCCCGUCCUCGGGCGAGGAGCAGGGCCGGAGCCUCUGCAGGAGAAACCCCUCGGUUCUUGUAGCCAAACCAGAGGCUCCCCCAGGUCUGCACCCCUCUCCCUCUCGCCUACAGCGCUCUGCUCUCAGCACAGAGGGGGCUCAGGCUCAGCGCUGCCUCGCCGGGGCCUGGAGCCAGGAGGGCCGUCCUCGGGGCUGGACGCGGUUCCUGAGAAGCAGGGCCAGGCCGCCGGGGGCAGGUCCGAGGGGACCGGGGACCAGAAUAGCUGACGAGGCAGAGCUUCUGCGCACACAGCCCGUCCGGAGGGAUGUUCUUAAAAAGCCGCUCUGAGGCCUGGACUUCGGGAUGCAGGGCCGAGGGGGAGCCUAGCUAAGGCCCGCGGCCCUGGCGCCCACAGCCGGGGGAAGAGACUGCGGGGCCAGCGCGUCCAGUGCCGCAUGGGGCGCCUUCGUGGGCGGGGCUCCCUGGGGUGCUGAGCACCAGCUGAUGGUGACCUAUUUGAGGGGGUGAAGGGAACAGCUGGGGGAGGCCUGAGUGGAGGAUUUGGGAAGCCACUCCAGGGGAGAGAGGGCCUGUAUGCCCCUGCCCACCGGCCCAAAGCGGGGCCAGGGGCUGGGGAGAGGACCCACCCAGCCACGGCUCCUCCCUACUCACUAGGACCCCCUCCCCUGUCUCCCCCCCCCCCCCCCGGAAAUGUGUGCAAACAGAGCUGCUCCACGGAACAGGUCUGGGAAAGGAAGCACAGCCUUCCCCCACCCCCAAAGGAGGACACAGGCCGGAGGUCUGGCUCCCAUGCACAUCUGGCGUCUCCAUAGCAACACAUCUGCAGCCGCCCGCCUGCGACCCGCUUCUCCUUCCUUUCCGCUUGCUUCUCUCUUUUUUUAAAACAGCUGCAUCUUCUUCCCUGUCUGCUGCGUGUUUAGCCAUUUAAGGAAGUUCCCGGCUCACACUGGGGAGUUAUUCUAGCUCAGCCCCCUGAGGGGCUUUGUGGAGCGGAAGCAGGGAUGAGUACAAACAGGGCGUGUGCGUGUGUAACGGUGUGUGUGUGUAUCUGUGUGUGCAUGUGUGUCGUGUGUGUGUGUGUGUGUGUGUGUGAGAGAGAGUUGCACGUGAGGCCAGAUUUCCUUGGCCUUUCAUGAGUCACCUGGUGCACUCAGAUGUCCGCCCGCCCUCCUCCCCACACGCUCAUUCACAUCCAUGGUGACACGUGCACAGGCUCACACACACGCGCACACAGGCAUGCACAGAGCACACACCGCACCGCCUGUGUGUUAGCAAGGUCUUGCAGCAACCUCUUAAGUUGUCUCCACUCGGGACCUGUUGUCUGAGAGGACGGGACACUGUGCAGAGCCGGCGGGCUUGGUGCAGACCAGGGCCCCUGGGUGACCCCACGAAGGCAGCAGGCUGGGCCCGGGGUGAAAGCCCGCCCUUCACCUACCGUCCCCUCCCCACCAUUGGCAAUGUGGCCGCCACCACCCUGGCCACACCUGGGACUCUAGUUUGCCCUUGUUUACAUAUCUGCUGGGCAGAGGAGGCUCCGCCCCACCCCCCGUCCUGGCUGCACCUGGCUGCCAGGCGGGCACUGCCCUGGGUAACAGCCUCCCGCUGUGGUUUCCCGGGCCUGGUCUGUGUGACUCCACCUGGGGCAGGUUCACACCAGGACACCUGGCACUGCGGCUCGGCCUGGCCGUGGCCCUGGGGAAACCCGGUGUCGCACCCAGCGGCCCACACCAGGCCGCCCUGCCCUUCCCCAUCCUGGCGUGCCUCCGUGUCCACAUCAGCUCUGCACACGGCUGCCAAGACAAACCAAAAAGCUGCUCCGCGUUCCUCCCGGGGCCCCAGGGAGUUUGCACACGCAGGCUGCCGGUCCUGCCCCCAACACUGCCAGAUUCGGAGGGAACGAGGACACCCUGCCCGGCCCGGCCCCGGUGCCUCGAGGCCUUCCGUCUACCCACACCUCCCCCGGCAGGGCUUUUAAAGGUGCCAGAGACCCCCCCAUAGAUCACCCUGGGCAGGGGCUUCCUUCGCCUUCCCACCAUGCACAGCGGAAGGUGCCCACCCUGGGGGAGGGGCGGGAGGGGGGCCCUGAGCAGCAGCCGCCAGCUCCCCAGUGCCUCUGUGUGGUCCUGCCCAGCGCCACCCCGACACCACCCCGAGCACAGGUGCCCUCCUGGGACCACCCCCCACUCCUCCUCCCAUUGGUUUCCGUGAGAAAAACCAAAAGCAUUUCAACGUGUUACCUUUCUUUAUGCAGAGAGACUCCAAA
Molecule: messenger RNA, 10201 nt
Organism: Pipistrellus kuhlii (Kuhl's pipistrelle)
Lineage: Eukaryota; Metazoa; Chordata; Mammalia; Chiroptera; Vespertilionidae
Gene: SDK2
Product: sidekick cell adhesion molecule 2
Exons: 45
Coding region: 339-6920 (2193 amino acids)
Molecular function (GO): protein binding
Source: RefSeq, a predicted model, not a curated record